CCACUACGUGUCUGACCAAAUCAACGUACAUGCAAAUGUGUCGGUCUUGCACAAGUACCUUUCCGAGGCAAACGGCCUUCUGUAUCUGUAUCUGGAACCAGAUGGAAAGACUCCUCCCGAACAGAGAAAGGAUAUCGAGUAUGCCAUUCGAAGGUACUCCGAGUUCGUAGAAAGAGGAGGAACACACUUUGAGUUUGGCAUCCUGAAGAAAUUUGGCCCAGACGACUACAGCAUCGCCACAUGUCACAGCCAGCUGGUGAGGUGCUACCGCAUGCUCAUCGAACUGGCUGACUCUCCAGAGGUGCCACCCGUGUGUACCCCAGAGGAACGACUCGCGUGGUUCCAAAAAGGACUAGAUCAUUACAGGCGUAUGAUAAAACACGCCGAGAAUCAGGUGCAGAAGGAUGCGAAGGGAAAGAUUGUGGAGCGGCCUGAACGGUUGGCAAAUCUCUACAACACUACAGGAAAGUUCCUACUGACUGACAAAGACGACAGCACGCAUCUGCAGGAGGCAAUAGACUGGUUCCUUGCAGCAUAUAACCUUGAGAAGCAGAAGGGAAAGGAAGACUACCCCUUGCGGGAUGCCCUUUUCGGGUUGGCUGAAGGUCUCAAACGUCGUAACCAAAGUGACGACCUAAGGAAAGCCAUGGAUUACGUUUGUGAGCUUCUGGAGCUGUGCCACAGAAAAUGGCCAGACAGGAAGGAUGAUAUUGAGAGAGCCGAAAAAUUAAGAGAUCAGAUAUAGACACGUCUGAAGUAACAAGCAUAACUGGACAGGAUUUUGAAGAAGGUAGUUUAAGUACUCUCCAAGCAGAGGUUGAGUUGCGGAGGUAUAGUAGUAGUCAGAAAAUUUACAGUCUAAGUCUAGGCACUCCUGUGUGUAAACCACUGAAGGUUUCUAGUCAAGGAAAAGACAAGAAAUGUGACUGCCACACAUAGCUUGUGUUGCUUUUGAUAUUGCAUAGUCAUAGUCAAGCUUUGUUUCCAUUUUUGUUUGUGAUUGUGUGUGAGCAUAAAAUCAUUUGCAGUGUCUUAAUCAGCCAUAUACGACUUGUGUGACCUGUGUUUUUAAGUUUUGAAACAAAUGUGGGUGUUGUCUUUGCCAUGUGUUGUGUCAAUGAA
Molecule: messenger RNA, 1122 nt
Organism: Branchiostoma floridae (Florida lancelet)
Lineage: Eukaryota; Metazoa; Chordata; Leptocardii; Amphioxiformes; Branchiostomatidae
Exons: 5
Coding region: 272-745 (157 amino acids)
Source: RefSeq, a predicted model, not a curated record